CGCUGCAAGCCCCUUUUAUUACACUUGCUCAAGAUUUGCUCACUUCAUUCUAGUGAAUGGUGUGCUAGCAACAUGAACGUUCUAAUUCUUUGGGUGUUUGCUUUGGGUCUGAUAUGUCCGUCCACCACCGUAUUGGCGGAUGAGGUUCCCGCCCUGGUGCGAAAGGUGCGACAGCAGAACACUCUACCGCCGGAUAUGAAAUCCGCUGUCAAAGGCGCUCCCACUACGGAUCCAGUCAUUGAAGAGGAUGGCGAAUUUGACGAUGCUAAAACGGGGCAACAGAUAACAGAGCCGACAGGCAUUAAGAAAACAACUCAUCAGCAAGCCACGUCAACAACACCGGCAGUAAGAUCGCAGGAUCAACAGCAAGAUGUAAAGGGUGGUAAAAACCCCAGAAAAGAUACAUCCGAAUCUCCGGGGGAUAGUUCCGCCAAAAAGCCUGUGACAAUCGGCCAAACCAAAACGACCACGGCACAGUCGGAUUCACCCAAUGCUACUACAAACGCUACCGCAGCCAAUACGCCCUCUGCACCAUCCCCGAUAGUGGUCAACGUGAAUGUGGUCGUUCAAUCAGAACCUUCACAUGGCGCUACCAGCUGUACAGCACCAGAUUAUAACUGUCACCUUAAAGUUUUACCAGCCACCCAACCACCGAGACCGCCAUCAAGGCCUAAUCCUUUGUACGUUCCAAGAAGAAGCAGCUUUAGGCGGUACGAUUCCGCACCAAUCAUGACGACCACUGACGCUGGUCACGAACACGAGCACAUACACGUUGAGAGUAACGGGAUAGAUUAUCCAAACUCACCACUAGGAAUACCACGCAAUUUGCGAAAGACAUCAUGUAUGUUCUGUUGAUUUCAUUUGAAAAUAAAGAACAGUUUUUAAUUCCUA
This is a messenger RNA of Anopheles merus, 891 nucleotides long. RefSeq lists its product as uncharacterized. NCBI's taxonomy places the organism in Eukaryota, Metazoa, Arthropoda, Insecta, Diptera, Culicidae. Bases 73 to 855 code for a protein of 260 amino acids. The record is from RefSeq and is a predicted model, not a curated record. The transcript has 2 exons.